AUGGACGAAAACAACGGAAUUGAAGCCGCACCGGAAGCUUCAGCACCAGCUCCAGCACCGGCUUCACCAACGACCGCGAACGUCGACGAUGCGAAGAGAAAGACGACAAACAAGAAGAAGAGAAAGACAAAAAAGGAUGACUUUUUGCGUUUGCACGAGUCACCAGAGGACGAUUACGGCGCGGUGCAACUGAAGAAAAAAGCAGAAGUAAAAGAAAACAACUUUGACGAUGAUGAUGGUGAGGAUGACACGACCGUCAUCGCCUCGGAUUCCGAGUUGGACGACGCGCUGAACAAAGAAGAAGAAGAGAUGAAGAAAGAAGACGACGACGACAACAAAACGGAGGAGGAUUCGGAAAUACAGUCGACGAAAACGAGAACGAUUUCCACGCGAGAGUUGAUCGUGAAGAGGAAAGAAAACGUGGAAGCGCUUAUGCGCGUGUACGAGCAAACGUAUUACGAUUUGAUCGAAACGAUGAGGAAGAGACACAGGAAGUUUCAGUUGAAACACGGGCACGUGGGGUUGAAGUCGGCGGCGACGGCGCUGGCAAACGCGAGAGGCUUAAAAGCAGGUAAAGACGACGGAGAAAAUACUAUCGUCGACGGAGAACAACAACAACAACAACACGAAGGAGGCGACCACGAGCGGGAACAAAACGGAACGAGGACGACGUGUUCGUCGGAAACGUGCGAGAAAAACGCGAUGCCGUUUUCGAGAUUUUGUUUCGAACACGUGAGUCUGGACGCCAAGCAAAGAUUUUACGAAGUGAUUGAUGGUAAAUUGGAAUGGAGAGUAAACGAAAAGUUUAUGAUGAACGCGCAAAAACCGUCGUCGACUUCUGAGGACGAUGAUGGCUGCGGCGCGAACGAAACUCCGGGGAAAGGCAACGACGCGAAAGAGGAAAACGACGACGCGGUUCCAGAGCCGGCGACGGAUCCAAAACCUCUCAAAGAAAUGUCACCGGGUCCGCCGGGCGGAGGUGUCAAUCCAAACGCGAGCACAUCCCCAGGUGGAGCUGAUAUGUCCUUAGCCGCAUCUUUAGGUUUACUUUAA
Bathycoccus prasinos is the source of this 1053-nucleotide messenger RNA. RefSeq lists its product with no specific name. NCBI's taxonomy places the organism in Eukaryota, Viridiplantae, Chlorophyta, Mamiellophyceae, Mamiellales, Bathycoccaceae. The transcript has a single exon. The record is from RefSeq and is a predicted model, not a curated record. Bases 1 to 1053 code for a protein of 350 amino acids. Gene Ontology annotation, cellular component: NSL complex.